Molecule: messenger RNA, 4072 nt
Organism: Ceratosolen solmsi marchali
Lineage: Eukaryota; Metazoa; Arthropoda; Insecta; Hymenoptera; Agaonidae
Gene: tio
Product: zinc finger domain-containing protein tiptop
Exons: 2
Biological process (GO): regulation of transcription by RNA polymerase II
Cellular component (GO): nucleus
Molecular function (GO): DNA binding; DNA-binding transcription factor activity, RNA polymerase II-specific
Source: RefSeq, a predicted model, not a curated record
GGGAGGACGGUGUCGAAAGUUCAGGAUCUGGUACGAACCUCCAAGGCGAGUUAGGUGAUUGUGUAGAUGAGGAUGGUCCAAUUAGUCCAAGCGAAAGAAGUUGCGGUGGAGGUAUAGCAGUAAAGGAGGACGAAGAUGGCGAAGGAAGCGAUGAUGAAGAAGAUGGAAUAACAUUGAAUCCAUCAACUUCUACGAUCAGCACAAGACUGAACCCUGUUGUUCUCAGGGAUACUGGUCCUCCAGAUAGAGAAUUUAUAAUUUCACGGUGUCCGUCAAUAGAUUCUCGAGAAUCAUUUGGCCCAGCAAUUGGAAGUCCACCACCAAUAGCAAACCGAAACAGUACAAGCCCUGUUAGUCCUCUUGGCAAUAUCGGACCAUUACCUUUGGGUGUACACCCACUCUUACCUCCACAAUCAGCAGCUAUGAUGGCUGCUUAUCUGCAGCAGACGCAUCAGCGUCUUUUACUGGGCCAUUCACCUCUUUCACGAAGUUCAAUUUCCCCUAUAGUGUCUUCUUCGUGUUCUCCACCUGCUGGUACUACAGGAAUUCACGUCUCUCCAAUUAGUGGUGACAUAUCACCCAAUGUAGCUCAGUUGUCAACUGUACUCGAUUUCAGUACACGUAAAACUUCAUCAACAGAAGAAGAUGAAGAAGAACAAAUUCUUAAUUUAAGCAAACCACCUACACCGUCUUCCUCAACGGAAACUAAUAAUGGCCCUUUGGAUCUAUCUGUGCCAAGUCGGAAAAGACCUGUCCCCGAGGAUUCACCACCACCUCCUCCACGUAAAUCUUUGAAAGUAGCUGUAAGUACACCUAUUAUACAUCAAGAUACAUCAGCCAAUGUUUCGACCUACACUCGACAAGUUGUUUCACCGUGGACGUCUCCUGUUGUAGCAUCACACUUUCCUUAUUUUGCCGCAGCGGUUGCGGCAGCAGCAACUAGUCAACAACAGUUAUCGCCGAAGAAUAAUACCAGUGUAGUUGAUCAUCAUCAUUUGUGGAAUGGAAAAAUAAAACCAUCAGUUGUUGAUAAAUCCUAUCAGCCAAGUGAAGCGACAAAAGCGUUGGAAAAAAUGAGUGAAUUGAGUAAACUUAGUGGUGAGGAUCUUUUUAAAUCAACUUCAGGCACAAGUAUAAAUACAGGUGGUACUUCUAUAGCAUCUAGUAGUAGACAUAGCGCAUGGCAAUCGCAUUGGUUAAAUAAGGGUGCCGAUCAAGCGAAAGAUGUUUUAAAAUGUGUUUGGUGUAAACAAAGCUUUCCAACUUUAGCUGCAAUGACAGCGCAUAUGAAGGAAGCUAAACAUUGUGGUGUGAAUAUGGCAGUUCCACCACCAGUUAGUGGAUUGCCAACACAACAACCUCAUCAUUCUUCGAUAUCCCAAACAUCUCCACAGUCGCAUCAUUUACAAACUUCUUCAAGUGGUAGUGGAAAUAAUACUAAUUCUACAUCAAUUAGUAAACAGAAUCCUUCGGAACUGAAUCUAUUAAUAAAAGAAACAAUGCCUUUACCAAGAAAAUUGGUUCGUGGUCAGGAUGUUUGGCUUGGAAAAGGCGCAGAACAAACGCGACAAAUUUUGAAGUGUAUGUGGUGUGGUCAAAGCUUCCGAUCACUAGCGGAAAUGACAUCACAUAUGCAACAAACUCAGCAUUAUACCAAUAUUAUUUCUCAGGAGCAAAUAAUCUCUUGGAAAUCAUCGGAUGAAAAUAAGGGUGUUAGUAGUGGAGGAGGAUCUGGUAUAACUACAGGGAGCAGUGGUGGAGUUGGCAGCGCAGCACCUGGAAGUGGUUCUGGACUUCAUGGUACAAAUACAGGACAUGGAGUUGGAACAACUAGCAGUCAUGUGAGUGCUGUACUCACUUGUAAAGUGUGUGAUCAGGCAUUUACUUCACUAAAGGAACUUAGCAAUCAUAUGGUAAAAAAUAGCCACUAUAAAGAGCAUAUAAUGCGAUCUAUAACAGAAAGUGGUGGGCGGCGAAGGCAAACACGUGAAAAAAGAAAAAAAUCAUUACCUGUAAGAAAACUUUUAGAACUAGAGAGAGCACAAAAUGAAUUUAAAAAUGGUGACGUUGGAAAUACUACACUUGGACUAGGUAAACAUACUGGAAGAAUUACUUGUGAAAAAUGUGGUGAAAAAAUUGAAACGACGAUUUUCGUAGAUCAUAUACGUCAAUGUAUUGGUGCAGGUACACUUGGGGUUAGUCAGCGAAAUUUUUUGAAAAAUGCUUUAAUGUCAAAUCACUUACCAACUAUAUUAACUCCUGGAGAAUAUGAUCGUAAAACGAUAAAUGAAGAAAAUUCUUCAAUUUCUUUGAGACAUCAUCGAUCGCCAUCUUCAGCAAGUGAUACAACGACACAUGGAAAAGAAACUCCUACAUCAGGAAUAAAUGAAUCGUGCGAAGGUACUUCUUCACCAUCUGUAUUAAAUGCAAUUGAAAAAUUGAUCGAGAAAAGCUUUGAUUCACGUAUCCGUCAUGGAUCUUCAGGUAUACAUCAUGCUCAGCCUGGUGCACCAAUUGGUUCAAGUAUUCUUAAACGUUUAGGAAUUGAUGAAAGUGUAGACUACACAAAGCCAUUAGUUGAUUCUCAGACUAUGAAUCUUCUUCGAUCUUAUCAACAACAGCAUCUGGGUACGACAACAAUAAUCCGUAGAGAACGAAGUGGUAGUGAGUCUAGUUCAAUAUCAGAAAGAGGUAGUGGUCGAACUGAUACAAUGACCCCAGAAAGACGAAUAGACCCGGUAACUACUACACACGAUAGACUUUCAUCUUCUUCUUCUCACUCGAACCAACACCGUGCAACACCUGAUAAGCAAGUGACUAUUCUUCCUUCCAGUCAUCCUUUAGCAAAUGAAGAAUCUGAAGAAGAUGAAUUAUCUGUUGUUAUAAAGAAAGAACCAAAUGAUGAAAAUAUAGAAAAUUUAGUGGUUAAUGAAAAUGGGCAACAGUCUGAAAGUCUAAGAAGAAUUGUCGUAAAAAAAGAAAUAAUUGAAGAUGGUACAGAAGAAGAUGAAUCACAAUCCUAUAACCAUAGAAUGAGUAGUAAUAGUAUUCGAGAAUCUUCAGAAGAAAGAAAAGAUGUAUCACCUCAAAUGAAUCCUCCAACUCCGAAACCUUUAGGUCAAGUUGAACAAUUGGCUCAUAGCCCAAGCAGAAAUAGUACAAGCAGUCCAGCAAGUAGUGAUAGAUCAGUAACACCACGAGGAACUCCAGAUAAUAAAACUUCUAGCAGUCUUGGUGCUUUGUCUUCUAUGUUUGAUAGUUUGUCAGGUGGUGGAAAUUUAUCGAAUACUAACAAUGCAGAUAGCCAAGGUCGUAAAACUAGCAGUCAUCCUUUAGCAGCCUUACAAAAGCUAUGCGAUAAAACAGAAACUCGAGGGUCAGCUGGGGCUGGCAACACAAGAUCAGGGCCUACUUCAAAUACGUUACUUGGAUCUGGAAGUGGCUCUACAUCGAUUACUGGUGGUGUUGGUGCAAGCUCAACUCCAGGUGCAAUCCUUGCUUUUAGUUGGGCUUGUAAUGAAGCUGUAGUUACAGCUGAUUCUAUUAUGAAAUGUGCAUUCUGCGAUACUCCAUUUAUUUCAAAAGGAGCUUAUAGGCAUCAUUUAUCUAAGAUGCAUUUUGUGAAAGAUGGUGUGAUUCCUGAUCCUUCGACUAUUAGUCGUUCUACAACGGUUACCACUGGGACUUCAGUCAAUUCUCAAACUGCUUCUAGUGGUCCAAGCCAUAGUUCCUCAUCACCACCGCCAUCUCAGCGAAAUAAAUCACCACCGAUUCUUCAAACAAAUGGCAGUCCUUCGCAGUCGACAACCUCACCAUUGGAAGAAAGUCCGCAUUCUAAAUUUCUUAAGUAUACGGAAUUAGCAAAGCAAUUAUCUAGCAAAUACGUAUAGUCUAAGUCUCGUAAUUAGCGGUGUCCAUUGUACAUAAGUGUAUCUAUAUUGUAACAAGAUUGAGAAUUGGUUCAAAUUUACAGAGUUGCACUUCGCAUAAUCGUACCACCAGUUGUAGCUAUGUUACAAUGAGGUCUAAUAAAUUUAAUAGAUAGAAUUAUAACAAAUUUCUUAAAAUCAAG